Molecule: messenger RNA, 1116 nt
Organism: Ophidiomyces ophidiicola
Lineage: Eukaryota; Fungi; Ascomycota; Eurotiomycetes; Onygenales; Onygenaceae
Exons: 5
Coding region: 1-1116 (371 amino acids)
Biological process (GO): transmembrane transport
Molecular function (GO): ATP transmembrane transporter activity
Source: RefSeq, a predicted model, not a curated record
AUGUUAGGUCGCGAUUUUUACCCAGAUACCAUAUGUCGAUAUCAUCCUGAUGGCUCAGUGUCUCUGCUCGAAGAUUCUGAGCUACAGUGGCUUUCUCUACCCUGGACUGUAUCGCUGUGGCUUUAUUGUCGGUAUCUUGAACACAUAUUGACCGAAAGCACACCUCACAUAGGCUACUUUCUUGCCGGUGGAGCUGCUGGUGUCGUGUCCAGAACUGCCACCGCACCGUUUGAUCGACUAAAAGUAUACCUGAUUGCCCAGACAAAAUCCCAUAACAUGAUAGCAAAUGUCGCGAAAUCCGGUACUGCUAUCGAAGCAGCGAGUUGGUUGACAUGGCCAAUUGUCCAGGCAAUGAGAGACCUAUGGCGUGCUGGCGGCAUAAGGAGUUUGUUUGCUGGAAAUGGUUUAAACGUUGCCAAGGUUAUGCCUGAAUCUGCUAUCAAGUUUGGGGCAUAUGAAGCGUCCAGACGUAUGUUUGCAGGAAUCGAGGGCCAUCAUGAUCCCAAGCAGCUGCUUCCAGUUUCCCAAUUUUUGGCUGGCGGCAUAGGCGGCAUGGUUUCUCAGUGCUUUGUUUAUCCUUUAGAUACCCUAAAAUUUCGUAUGCAAUGCGAGACCGUCGAAGGUGGCCUUCGAGGAAAUCGGCUCAUUCUCGCAACCGCCAAAAAAAUGUGGUCUUCAAAUGGCAUUUCUGCAUACUAUCGUGGACUUCAACUUGGCCUUAUAGGAAUGUUCCCAUAUGCAGCCAUUGACCUCAUGACAUUUGAAUACCUGAAAUCAACUCUGAUUAGCCGCAAGGCCCGUCUUCUUCAUUGCCAUGAAGAGGAUGCACCACUUAGCAACUUUACCACAGGCGCCAUAGGAGCCUUCAGUGGUGCUCUCAGUGCAUCGAUGGUAUACCCGCUGAAUGUUUUACGUACCCGUUUACAAGCCCAAGGAACUAUUCUACACAAACCUACAUACACUGGUGUCGUGGACGUGGCACGAAAAACGUUUGAAAGUGAGGGCCUGCGUGGCCUUUAUCGAGGUUUGACACCGAAUCUAUUGAAGGUUGUGCCAUCAGUCUCUAUCAGUUACAUCGUGUAUGAGAAUUCCAAGAGGAUUCUUGGAUUGAAUUGA